AUGUCCCUGGUCACAGGCCGUAUUCGUGAUUUGCUGCAUCAACCUUCAAUGAACCAGGAAGCUGGCUGUGGAGACUUAGUACCUAGAAAUCCAGCUGAUUGGCGACUGAUUGAAGCUUGUCAAUCUCAGGUUUCGAACCGUACCUGGUUUGGUCUGGACCCUCGAAUCGGACUUGCUGAUGAGGCCUCUACUAUUAAAAACAUUGAUGUGACAGCAAUCCCCCCUUCGGGAUCAUCCAUUAUCGAAGUAGGCAAACAUGGGCUGCCUAGGGGCUACACUACUCAGGAUUCGGACACACAUACAUGA
Molecule: messenger RNA, 306 nt
Organism: Protopolystoma xenopodis
Lineage: Eukaryota; Metazoa; Platyhelminthes; Monogenea; Polystomatidea; Polystomatidae
Source: the annotation of a GenBank genome assembly